Molecule: messenger RNA, 1240 nt
Organism: Silurus meridionalis
Lineage: Eukaryota; Metazoa; Chordata; Actinopteri; Siluriformes; Siluridae
Exons: 5
Coding region: 498-908 (136 amino acids)
Cellular component (GO): nucleosome
Molecular function (GO): protein heterodimerization activity; DNA binding; structural constituent of chromatin
Source: RefSeq, a predicted model, not a curated record
GAUAAAUGUCAUUAUUUUCUGUCAGGCGAUUGUCCGGCAGAGGUGCAUCAUGGGAAAAUCCCGCCAUUUUAGAUUUAAACCGUACUUCUGAGGCGCUGUUUUUUACACCCAUAUUCCGAACAGACAUUUCCUCCUGUGUGUGGAUUGGCUCGUGUUUAGGAUUGACACUACUUCUGUCCAAUCAGAGACAGGCUUCUUAUCUCGGACGCUGCCACUACUCGGAUAAUGGGGGCGGAGCUUUUCGGAAUAUGGGUGGUAUAAAAACAAGAAUUAGAACAUUCGAAGGAAAAACUAAAGCGACAUUCAGCACAAACGCGUCCGUUUCUCUUCAGUCUGAACCAUAAAAACGGCCGUGAGGGUGAAUCAAGCAGGUAGAUGAAGGUUGUAGAUGAAGCGGUGUGGCGGUAAAGCAGCAGCUCGGUUUCCCCUCACCGCACAACGCGCUCCGGUACCGCGAUCACAGAGCUCCUUCACCCUCUCCGUGAUAUUGAGCAGUUAUGGCCCGUACAAAGCAGACAGCUCGUAAAUCUACAGGAGGAAAAGCCCCCCGUAAACAGCUCGCCACUAAAGCAGCCCGGAAGAGUGCACCCUCUACAGGAGGAGUGAAGAAACCGCACCGUUACAGGCCUGGCACUGUGGCUCUGCGUGAGAUCCGCCGUUAUCAGAAAUCCACAGAGCUGCUGAUCAGGAAGCUGCCAUUCCAGCGACUCGUCCGAGAAAUCGCUCAGGACUUCAAAACUGAUCUGAGGUUCCAGAGUGCUGCUAUUGGAGCCCUGCAGGAGGCGAGUGAAGCGUACUUGGUAGGUCUGUUUGAAGACACUAAUCUGUGUGCUAUCCACGCCAAGCGCGUCACCAUCAUGCCCAAAGACAUCCAGCUGGCACGUCGCAUCCGUGGAGAACGCGCUUAACACACACACAGUUACAGAUAUACACACUCUCAUAUCAUACAGUCUGUCUCUCCUCCUGUUCUGUGUGUGUGUGUGUGUGAGGAGACUUUUUUUACACUGUGUGUGAGAUUAGUGAGUAGUAAAAACUUGAACACAUGAAAGCUCCUGAUUUUCUGUAAGGUUUGGUGUGGAAUUCUGGGUAAAAUCUGUUAUUAGGGUGUCAGUUUGUUGGGUGUGUUCAGUGUGUGUGUGUGUGUGCGUGUGUGUUGAGUGCUUUUAUAUUUUGUAUUAUUUUUAAUGUCGCAUUUUUCACCAGUUAAAGAUGAAGAAUAAAAUUUUUUUUUUUUGUUCCA